This is a messenger RNA of Symbiodinium sp. CCMP2592, 486 nucleotides long. Lineage: Eukaryota; Dinophyceae; Suessiales; Symbiodiniaceae. The record is from the annotation of a GenBank genome assembly.
AUGCUUUGUCAAGGACUUCGCAUCUCGGCCGUGCUCCUGCUCAUGUCCAUCAGAUCUAUGCAGGUGGGAGGCACCAAUCCGAGCACUCCGAGCGACCAGGCUUCGGCUUUCGACCUGUCAAUGUUUGAUGACAUCAAGGAAGCUUUCGGAUCGUUAGAUCCAGACAGCAACAAGUCCUACGAGAUGCAGGCGCAGGAGGCCAUUGCAAACCUCGUGAAUUCCGUGAAGAGCGUCGUUCCAGAGGAAGUAAAGGAAGAGAAGUCCUUUCUUGCAAAAGGCCAAACUUGCAAGAGGAAGUGUCAAAAGGAAAUGAAGCGGCAUUUGGGCAACACUUGUGAGCACCUCGAAUUCCGGGUGCAGGAAGCGAAGAAGGUCAACCAUGCGCAUCUUAUUGAGUCUACGGAAAAUGUUCUCAAGAUCUGCAAGCAGAGCCAGAAGCACCAUGACGAGCACUGCAAGUGGCGCUGCUGGCGUGAAGAGCUUUGA